GUAAGUUGUAAGCCUCCCUUUCUGUUCUUGUUCUCUCUUUCCGGCCAGCCUUUUCAAAGGCCUCAUACACUCGUUCUUAUCCAUCUUCUCCAGUGCUGGACUUUCGUUUCAAGUGCCUCGAGGUCAAACAUAUAAAGCAUAAAGCAUGGUCGCUGCAAACCCUCUUUUUCGCGGUGGAUGGUCAUGGAAGAAAAAGCUUGCUGCAACGGUCCUCAAUGAUAUAUGGCCGGAGGUGUUAUUCUUUGCCGGAGUAGCGACGAUGGUCGCAACAGUCAACGUAUUCACCGAGAUCGUUUUCUUCUUCAAGCCUAGUUUGCUAGGCGUUCUCGGUACAGUCCUCGGUUUGGUUAUAUCUUUCCGAACGUCAUCAGCCUAUGAGCGCUAUCAAGAAGGCAGGAAGAUGUGGACCAAUAUCAUCACUUUCUCGAGGAACCUUGCUCAACUGAUCUGGCUCUAUGUUCCCACCGAUAGACCUCCAAAAGAAGGACAGAGGAAUUUGUCCCCAUUAGAAUGUACUAUCGAGAAGAAAACCAUGAUCAAUCUAAUCCAAGCGUUCGCAGUGUCUGUCAAGCACUAUCUCCGUGGCGAAAGCGGCGUCUACUAUCAGGAUCUCUACCCACUUAUCUGUUUCCUUCCGCGGUACACUGGCGGCAGCAGGACUGAAGCCGACAUGUUGCCGAUGUGGCAUGCGUCUGAAGAUGGCGAGCACCCCAUUAACCACGACCAUGAUCACCCACCGAGGCAGACUCAAAGCGCCCCUAGUUCACUCGACGGCAAGGCCGAAGACACGGAAUCCAAAGGAUUUUUCGGAUCAGUCUCAAAGAAGAAACGUAACUUCGAUCCCGAGCAGGUUCUUCCCACUGUUCACGUACAUCGUCCAUUGAAGCCCUCUCGUAAUCCUCCUCCAAGCACGGUUUAUGACUACAUCCCCUUCUUGAGGAUCUGGAAGGUCUUUACAAAGCCCUUCAGGACCAAGAAAGAGCACGUCGGCAUGAGGGCAUUGCUGAGAAGAAAGGAAAAGCCACAGCUCGGUGAUAGUAAUGUCCCAAUUGAGAUUUCGUUAUUCCUUCACAAUUACAUCAAUUUCGUGAUCAAGUCUGGCAUCGUCCAGCCCGCAGCAGCUUCUGCUCUAGUGAACACAAUGGGUACUUUCCAGGAUACGAUCUCCAACCUUGAGCGCAUUGGAAAUACCCCUCUUCCAUUUGCCUACCAGGCCCACUUGCGAAUGUCGCUCUGGCUCUACCUGUUCUUCCUUCCGUUCCAAAUCUACACCGACUUGAAAUGGUUGACGAUCCCUGCAACUGCAUUCGCUGCCUUCCUUUUCCUUGGAUUCCUCGAAAUCGGUCAGGAAAUUGAGAACCCCUUCAAUUACGACCUCAACGACCUGGAUCUCGACAGCUUCUGUCUCGCCAUCCAACGCGAACUUCACGAAAUCACUGCUCACACCUGCCCUGAUCCCGCAGACUUCAUCUUCAGCUCUUGGAAUCAACCGUUCGCUCCGGCUGACCGUCGUACUGCUGCGGACAUUCUCAGAACUGGCACGGACAGCUAUCUCCACCCGCAACAUUCGGGUAUUGAACCAGGAAUGGGUAGUUUGAGGAGAACACUGUUGCAAGGAUGGAAGGAUGUCGAUACGCAUACUAGGGAGUAAGAUGGGUUUCUCCCUCUUGGUUUUUUUUUUUUUAGCAAAAGGGUUUGGCGGAUAAAUGGGAAUGAAGGACUUUUUUUUGGUAAUAAAAGUAUAAAAGUUCAUGCUGAGGGCAUGACUGCAUUCGUGAGGAUAUCGUAUAUAUUCUGGGCUAUGUCUGUCUACUUAAUUAUUUAAUCGUCGGUAAUGUCUUGUCUUCUAUUGAAUGGAGGGCCAAAUCUACUCUUUUUGAGGGACCG
Molecule: messenger RNA, 1887 nt
Organism: Marasmius oreades (fairy-ring Marasmius)
Lineage: Eukaryota; Fungi; Basidiomycota; Agaricomycetes; Agaricales; Marasmiaceae
Exons: 14
Coding region: 146-1651 (501 amino acids)
Molecular function (GO): chloride channel activity
Source: RefSeq, a predicted model, not a curated record